Messenger RNA from Morone saxatilis (striped sea-bass), 2189 nucleotides. It is a transcript of the gene cox10, whose product is annotated as protoheme IX farnesyltransferase, mitochondrial. Gene Ontology annotation, biological process: heme biosynthetic process. Gene Ontology annotation, molecular function: protoheme IX farnesyltransferase activity. The record is from RefSeq and is a predicted model, not a curated record. Bases 104 to 1495 code for a protein of 463 amino acids. Lineage: Eukaryota; Metazoa; Chordata; Actinopteri; Moronidae. Gene Ontology annotation, cellular component: membrane; mitochondrion. The transcript is spliced from 7 exons.
GUUCGUACCCCGGAAGUGUUUCUUUUUUACCUAACGAGGUCAAAAUGGCGACUGGCUGCAUGUGAAAGGGUCGGAGAGGGAGCCGGCUUUAUGAUCGGAGAACAUGUACAAAACGCCAUGCAGCAGACUGUCAGGUUUGGUUGGUGUAAGCGUGAAACAGAAAUUAGUUCAAAGCGUUCCUCGAUGUAACCAAACUGCUCGCAGCCUUAUUCAGCUACACAGAAGAGAUCAUCUUAACUUCCUGAAACGCCAGUAUGUAGCGAAGAACAACAGCGAGCUCUACCAACGUGCCAUCCCCAAACAGGCUCCUGUCCUGACCAUUGUGGAUGAGAGAGAUGACAGCGUUGAAAGACAAGUGCAGAGAAUAUCAACUAUUGAUCCUGUGGUCACAGAUACUGUUUCACAGCCAGAGGAUGUCACCAGUCGGGCACAGCCGGAAAUAUCCACCUUAAAGCCCUCUACAGAAGAUGCAGCAGUACAGAACGAUUCUGUUUCCAGUACGGUUUUGACUUCAGAUGAGCCUCCCCAUGUCCACGUGGAGACCGAUGAGGCAAAGGAGGCCCGUCUAGACAAACAGUGGAAGCAGCUGAAGCUCGAAGUGGCUGACUUGCCAGAUGUCUACGCCAGACUUUCCAAAAUCAAACUCACAGCACUGGUGGUUACGACUGCAGCAGCCGGCUAUGCAAUGGCUCCAGUGCCCUUUGACCCCAUCAUCUUCUCCGUGGCUUGUCUGGGAACGGGCCUCGCCUCUUGCACUGCCAAUUCAAUCAACCAGUACUUCGAGGUGCCCUUCGACUCCAACAUGAACCGCACAAAGAACCGACCACUUGUCAGAGGACAAAUCAGUCCCCUCCAUGCAGUGUCCUUUGCUCUGGCCUGUGGAGUUCCCGGAGUCGCCCUGCUCACUCUGGCGGUGAACCCCUUGACGGGCUUCCUGGGUGCACUCAACAUCUUUCUUUACACCUGUUGCUACACACCGCUCAAGAGGCUCAGCAUCAGCAACACCUGGGUGGGAGCAGUGGUGGGCGCGAUACCUCCUGUCAUGGGCUGGACGGCGGCCACGGGUUGUCUGGAACCAGGUGCCUUGUUGCUGGGUGGUUUCCUGUACAGCUGGCAGUUCCCCCACUUCAACGCCCUCAGCUGGAACUUAAGGGAAGACUACUCUCGCGGCGGCUACCGCAUGGUGUCCGUCACCCACCCCGGCAUGUGCAAGCGGGUGGCCCUGCGCCACAGCGUGGGCCUGAUCGGCCUGUCGACCUUAGCGCCCGUGCUGGACGUCACCACCUGGACCUUUCCCGUCAUCUCCCUCCCCAUCAACCUGUACAUCAGCUACCUGGCCUUCCGCUUCUACCGCAAGGGAGACCGCAGCAGCGCCCGCAAGCUGUUCUUCUGCAGCCUGUGGCACCUCCCUAUGCUGCUGCUGCUGGCGCUCACUUGUAAGAAGCCUCGCAACGAUCAGGAUCCAGCUCUACCUCCAGCUCCUUUGGUUUCGUAGAAGCCCCAACACUUCUAAGAUCUCUGAGACCCUUACUUUAACGGAGAUACUGCGUCAGCGUCUCCCUUUGCUGCUGAUUUUGGUGCUCGCUGCAGAUCAGGAAACGAGCUGGAAAUUAUUUGAAUCAAAAUAGGUGAUUUACAGAAAACACACUGAAUUAUUACACCAGGUUAUAAUCCUUUCAAUAUGUGUGUGUGUACUGUAUAUAUUCUGUAUUUAUUUAUAUAGGGGCCCACCAGUUCCUCUCCAUGUUGUACAUGACUGAUGUGAAAUGAUCUUGUAUAGUGUAAAUUGCUCCUAUGGAUCCACACAGGCAUCACGGUCUGUGGAUUACUUAUCGCAUUGUACAAAUGCAAAAUAGAAAAAGAGGAUAUAUAAUGCACAUUAAGACAUCAUGGUGUCAAAAGAUUCAAGUUUUGGUUUGCAGUCAGUAUAUGAAAAUAAGACAAAGAUAAACGUAUCCCGAAGCAGCUAUACGUCACUGCACUCGAUUGUUGUUCAACUUUGAUUUGAGCCGCUUUACUUGACAGUUUGUACACCUCACUGUAUUUUGCCACUGAGCGAACGCACUGAUCUUCAUUCAUUUACAAAAUGCUUCUAAUUCAGCACGGUUCGCCUGCACCAUCACAUCAGGUCACCCCUGUAAAAAGACAAGGGCAAAUGUUGUUUAACAAUAAACAUGUCAUUAUUGUAA